Molecule: messenger RNA, 507 nt
Organism: Phytophthora infestans T30-4
Lineage: Eukaryota; Oomycota; Peronosporomycetes; Peronosporales; Peronosporaceae
Exons: 3
Coding region: 1-507 (168 amino acids)
Molecular function (GO): O-methyltransferase activity
Source: RefSeq, a predicted model, not a curated record
AUGAGUGCACAGCCAGCUUUCAAUGGACCGUGGGGCAAUGGCCCCAGACCCACAAAGGAGCAGAUUGACCGCUGGACGGACAAGAACUCGGCCAAGUGCCUCGAAUACGUCAAACGACACGCAGAGCGCGACGAGGAGAUCCGCAAGAAAAAGCCAGUCGUGAUGGCAGAACUGGGCGCUUACACUGGCUACAGUACCGUGAGGUCGUCGGCAAGGAGUCGCAUUACUACUCGUUUGAAUACUCGCCAGUAUUUGCUGCUCGCGCUCUUGUACUUCAUCGACCACGAGAAGACGGUCUAUUUGUCCGAUCUAAAGCUAAUUAUCGGCAGUCAAACGUUGGCUCCCGGCUCUGUUAUCGCUGCAGACAACGUGGUGAGACCUGGUGCGCCCGACUACCUCGAGUUUAUUGAGAACAACCCUCAAUUCUCGACUGAGCGUCACACGAUCAACUGUGGACGUGACGGCCUAUUGCUGCCAGACCUUUCCAUCGCCACAUUCUUAGGAUAA